Messenger RNA from Anopheles merus, 3545 nucleotides. RefSeq lists its product as uncharacterized. The coding region runs from base 282 to 3074 and encodes 930 amino acids. The record is from RefSeq and is a predicted model, not a curated record. Lineage: Eukaryota; Metazoa; Arthropoda; Insecta; Diptera; Culicidae. Gene Ontology annotation, molecular function: nucleic acid binding. Gene Ontology annotation, biological process: DNA integration. The transcript has 2 exons.
UAAUUGCCAGUAUUGAACUAGAUAAUGAUGUCGGAGCCCUUGUGAAAAAUGCAGCGAAGAGUUUACCGCUGGCAUUUGAACAUGUAGCGCGCGAGUCGCAUAACGACCCUUUGCUUCAGGUCGUGUAUAACUACAUACAAAGUGGGUGGCCAAAGAAUAUAGAUAAUGCGGAAUUGAAAUACUUCUACGCGAGACGAGAGUCCCUUUCAACAAUUGAGAAUUGUAUUUGUUUUGGAGAGCGGUUAGUGAUUCCUGCGUCGCAGCGUCGGCGGGUGCUAGAAAUGAUUCACCGUGGUCAUCCAGGAAUCGAUCGUAUGAAAGCUAUAGCACGAAGUUAUGUUUAUUGGCCAUUGAUAGACGCGGAUGUUGAGAAACUUGUAAAGUUAUGCAAAUCGUGUGCUUUAGCAGCUAAAUCGCCAAUUCAUAGCUCUCCAAUAUCAUGGCCGAAAACUGAUGCACCAUGGCAGCGUGUUCAUAUAGAUUACGCUGGACCUAUAGAUGGUGUCUACUUUCUUCUGGUGAUUGAUUCCUUUUCUAAGUGGCCUGAAAUUAUUUCGACUUCAAGUAUAUCCGCUAAUGCAACCGUCACUAUGUUGAGAGGAUUGUGUGUUAGAUUUGGCAUGCCUAACACGAUAGUGAGCGACAAUGGUAGGCAGUUUACCAGUGCAAUUUUUGCCGAUUUUUGCAACACUAAUGGAAUCGAGCAUAUGGGCAAUGGGCAAGCAGAAAGGUUUGUUGAUUCCUUUAAAAGAGCGCUCAAAAAGAUAAAGGUGGGGAAGGUGUCAUUACAGGAAGCCUUAGAUACGUUUCUCCUGACCUACAGAAGUACACCGAACAAGCAGCUAGAAGGAAUGCGUACUCCAGCAGAGGUCAUGUUUGAACGAAAAAUCCGUACUUGCUUGGAACUGCUGCGUCCCCCAGUACAAGUUGAAUCAACGAGCAGGCAGAUGCCACCCAGAAAGUUCCACGUUGGUGAAACGGUUUAUGCUAAGGAGUACCGUAAUAAUUCCUGGAGUUGGAUUCCUGGUGAGAUCACCAAACGGCGUGGAAACGUAAUGUAUGAAGUACAGAACGCAGCCGGAAAGAAGUGGCGUUCACACAUCAACCAGCUACGACCACGAUUGAAUAUCGGUACACAUACUGUCCAACCAGACGCUACGGAAACUUCAAUGGCUUUGAACAUUUUAUUGGAUGAAUGUCGAAGCACUGCUAGUGACAGCUUUACCUCGGCGGUGUUACCUCCUGGGAUUUCUGUGCCAUCGUCAUCGUCAUCGUCUUUAAUGUCAGCGUCUUCGUCAUCGUCGUAUUCGUCUUCGACGUCGUCUCCAUCGUCUUCAUCGUCAUCCCCGUCACUGUUACCUUUCAUGUUACCGAAAAAGGGUAUACCUGUAUAUACCGCAAACCGUCUACAGCGUUUCGCUUUGACAUUACUGCUUUAUGAUUUUGAAAUAGAGUACGUACCAACUGAGAAGUUCGGAAAUGCAGAUGUGCUAUCCCGGUUGAUGGAUAAACAUGAAAAACCGGAACAAGAUUUUAUAAUUGCCAGUAUUGAACUAGAUAAUGAUGUCGGAGCCCUUGUGAAAAAUGCAGCGAAGAGUUUACCGCUGGCAUUUGAACAUGUAGCGCGCGAGUCGCAUAACGACCCUUUGCUUCAGGUCGUGUAUAACUACAUACAAAGUGGGUGGCCAAAGAAUAUAGAUAAUGCGGAAUUGAAAUACUUCUACGCGAGACGAGAGUCCCUUUCAACAAUUGAGAAUUGUAUUUGUUUUGGAGAGCGGUUAGUGAUUCCUGCGUCGCAGCGUCGGCGGGUGCUAGAAAUGAUUCACCGUGGUCAUCCAGGAAUCGAUCGUAUGAAAGCUAUAGCACGAAGUUAUGUUUAUUGGCCAUUGAUAGACGCGGAUGUUGAGAAACUUGUAAAGUUAUGCAAAUCGUGUGCUUUAGCAGCUAAAUCGCCAAUUCAUAGCUCUCCAAUAUCAUGGCCGAAAACUGAUGCACCAUGGCAGCGUGUUCAUAUAGAUUACGCUGGACCUAUAGAUGGUGUCUACUUUCUUCUGGUGAUUGAUUCCUUUUCUAAGUGGCCUGAAAUUAUUUCGACUUCAAGUAUAUCCGCUAAUGCAACCGUCACUAUGUUGAGAGGAUUGUGUGUUAGAUUUGGCAUGCCUAACACGAUAGUGAGCGACAAUGGUAGGCAGUUUACCAGUGCAAUUUUUGCCGAUUUUUGCAACACUAAUGGAAUCGAGCAUAUGGGCAAUGGGCAAGCAGAAAGGUUUGUUGAUUCCUUUAAAAGAGCGCUCAAAAAGAUAAAGGUGGGGAAGGUGUCAUUACAGGAAGCCUUAGAUACGUUUCUCCUGACCUACAGAAGUACACCGAACAAGCAGCUAGAAGGAAUGCGUACUCCAGCAGAGGUCAUGUUUGAACGAAAAAUCCGUACUUGCUUGGAACUGCUGCGUCCCCCAGUACAAGUUGAAUCAACGAGCAGGCAGAUGCCACCCAGAAAGUUCCACGUUGGUGAAACGGUUUAUGCUAAGGAGUACCGUAAUAAUUCCUGGAGUUGGAUUCCUGGUGAGAUCACCAAACGGCGUGGAAACGUAAUGUAUGAAGUACAGAACGCAGCCGGAAAGAAGUGGCGUUCACACAUCAACCAGCUACGACCACGAUUGAAUAUCGGUACACAUACUGUCCAACCAGACGCUACGGAAACUUCAAUGGCUUUGAACAUUUUAUUGGAUGAAUGUCGAAGCACUGCUAGUGACAGCUUUACCUCGGCGGUGUUACCUCCUGGGAUUUCUGUGCCAUCGUCAUCGUCAUCGUCUUUAAUGUCAGCGUCUUCGUCAUCGUCGUAUUCGUCUUCGACGUCGUCUCCAUCGUCUUCAUCGUCAUCCCCGUCACUGUUACCUUUCAUGUCUGAAUCGUCUCCGUCCCUUUUGUUAUCGUCAAAUAAUACGGAUGUUCUAAGUUCUCCAGAUUUCGCUACAGCUGACAGUGCAUCAUCGCCUUCACCGGUGCAGCCCCUACGUCGUUCUACGCGUGUUCGAAGAUCGCCACAGUGGAUGCGGUCGUACCAGAGAAAUUGAAGAGGAGGGAUGUUGGGAGCCACCCUGUACAAGCCUUGACAGAGUUCGUCAUGCGCCCGAUGUUAGGCGACCGUAUGCGUGAAAGCACGAUCGACGCUCUUCGGGAUAGAGAGAUCGCUCUCUUCUCUCCCGACCGGCUAAGGCAAAGGACGUAUCGUUUGGUCCGUGUGUAAAAUAUUACAUUAUAUUAAUAAAAGUUAUUGUUGUAGAUCGAAGAUACAAAAGUGGCGACGAGAAUAAUUCUGGCGAGCUGUUUCCCGUGAUUUUAUCGAUUUUGAUUUCUAUUUUACCCGUUUUCUGUGUAAACGGAGGAUCCGUGUCUUUGACCUGAUGGAACGAAAUGGUGAACCAUCGCCAUCGCGGAGCAGCCAUGACCCAAGCCAGCGAACCGUCACCAAUUUACCGUUGGACACGAAUGCCUUCAUCCAAGACAUAUUUAAGCAGCAGCAGGAAAUUCUUCAUCAGCAACAA